Molecule: messenger RNA, 1608 nt
Organism: Mastomys coucha (southern multimammate mouse)
Lineage: Eukaryota; Metazoa; Chordata; Mammalia; Rodentia; Muridae
Product: rho GTPase-activating protein 20-like
Exons: 12
Biological process (GO): signal transduction
Molecular function (GO): GTPase activator activity
Source: RefSeq, a predicted model, not a curated record
AUGACCGCGGAGGAGUUUUCUGGGACCACAUCAUACACAAUCUCCACUGGCCACGAUCAUAGCCUUCAUAUUAUUCUAGAAGGAAUAAAAAAAACGUUUAAGAUAAAAUGUAUCAUCCCACUGCAUUGCCGGUGGGCCAUAGAUGAUGUGAACCUAGUUAAACCAAUUACCCAGAAUGUUUGCAAAAUAAGAAUUCAGGUUAGUCUGACUGCAUACAGGUUGCCACCAUCAACGUUUGCCUUCUAUGAUGACAACAGUUUGUCUAUAAUUUUCACAACAUACAUUUCACAUUUCAAAAGAACAACAAGAAUGAUGGUGUUAUCUUCUCAGAAGCCUUUAUAUGUAACAACAACAUGCAUCAAGGUGGUGAAUGAUAUAAUUGAAAAAUUACUACCAAUGAUAAAAAUGCCUAACAGUGAAGAUUACCAACUGUGGUUCUGUCCUGGCCAUGAGGAAGCUCUAUGAGCACUCCAAGGCUAUGAGUAUCUACAUGAAAUUAGUAUGAUUAACCUUCAAAAUACCUUCAGUAGAACGAACUCAAGAACUUUCACAGCUUUUCUAGCCUUACCUGGGCUGUUUGUGAAAGACCUAAAUUCAGAUGCACUAGAGCAAUUCAUCUUAAAGCCCCGAGACUCAACUAGGAGCCAGCAGCAGAGUCCUCCACCUUACUUCAAACCACUCUUUACAUCCUGUUUACCCAGGGGCUCUGGGCCCCACCAUGAGGAUGUUUGCACUGGCCCAACUCUAAAUAGAGGAAAACUGUUUGGCCAAGAGUUGACUUCAAUCUGUCAAGAAGGAAAGUGGCCUACCAAAAUUCCGGACAUGCUGUCUCUAAUAAAAGAGAAAGGCUCAACAACAGAGGGUGUAUUUAUGACACCUCCAAAUGAAACAUCAUGGAAAUCACUGAAGGAACAACUUGAUUCUGGGCUACAGGUGGAUAUAAAAAAACACUCUGUGCAUGAAGUGGCUUGGAUUUUCAAGGAAUUUCUUGGAUCUAUUAAAGGAAGUCUGCUGACUUAUAAAUUAUAUGACCAGUGGCUUGCUGUAUCACAAAUGGUCAAUGGCAAAGAGAAAUUAGCAGCAGUGCAGAGUCUUUUAGAAAAAUUUCUGUAACCUAAUGCUGCUCUUCUGGGACAACUUUUCAGGAUCUUACACAAAAUUGUGAGCAAUUCUUCUGUUAAUAAAAUGCCAUCAUACAUUUUAUCUGCUGGUAUAGCACCAUAUAUCUUAUGCCUUCCUAGCUACCACAAUGCUGUACUGGAAAAUGAUAUUACUAAAAAGUUUUCUCUGGUAAUGUUUAUGAUCGAAAACUCUCCAAAAAUUUUUGGCAGAGAUUUGAUUUCAGUUUGGUAUGAAAAAUCACUUUUUCAUCCACAAGAAGCAAAGGCCUCAUGUUCCCAGAAUACUCCAUCAAACACCAGGAACAUAAAGGAAACAGAACAUGGACUCAGCAGCUGCCCCAGUGGGAGGGCAUGCACCCCUGGCCAUUAUACUCUACCUAUACAUCCAGCUGAUCCUCUUCAUUAUGAGGGCAUUGCAGGUGUAUAUAGAUGUUCUACUACCAUUACUUACAAGUUAGGAUCAUUUAGCAUUGAAAUUGUAUUAUAA